AUGGUUGUUGAUGCUGUUAUUUAUCAUCCUUAUUAUGAUAAGAUCUUAAGAUUCUUAGAUACAACUCCUAAGAGGGAGAAACUUUAUAGAUUAGUUGCUUACUUAUCUAGAUUUUUAACUUACUAUUCUUAUAGAAUGGGUUUCAGUACUGACACUGUCAACAUGUUUAAAGAAUUGAAAAGUCAAGUUACUUUCUUAAGAAAAGGUAUGAGAUUCUUGAAGCCUUUACAUCAUUUAGAAACUGCCUCCAAAACUUUCGAUAAUAAGUUAAUGGAUCCAAUUUUACAAAAAACCACUGUCGUAAGAAACUUAGGUUAUGCUGGUUACUUGACCAUUGAUGCUUUCAUAUUCUUAAAGAUGUUAGGAUUAGUCAAUAAGAGCAAAUUCUCCAAUGCCUCUACUUGGGCCUCAAGAUUUUGGUUACUUGGACUUAUCGCUGGGGUUAUAAAUUCUUUAAGAUCGUAUAAGAUCAAUAUCACCAAAUUGAAUAAUAAAGAUGAAAAAGUUGACGUUGAAGAUGUCAAGGGAAAGAUUUUCAAAGCUAAGAGAAAAUUAGUUUGGGAUUUAUUAGAUAUGUUUAUUGCUUUGAACUCAUUAAAUUACUUACAUUUCACCGAAGGAGAUGUUGGUUUAGCAGGAUCUAUCACAUCAGUUAUGGGUUUGAAAGAUUUAUGGGCUGCCACUUAG
Molecule: messenger RNA, 687 nt
Organism: Yamadazyma jaroonii
Lineage: Eukaryota; Fungi; Ascomycota; Pichiomycetes; Serinales; Debaryomycetaceae
Source: the annotation of a GenBank genome assembly